GGAAAGACUGGAGGCGGCUCACUGCCCCACAGGUGUCCUCUGGGCACAGCAGCCGGCCGGUCCCUAGGGCCGCCCCGCCCGCAGUGCGCACCACGGAGGAUGAGGCCUGAGCGUGAGCCUGCGUGGCCACGUGACGGCUGCUAUAAGAGCAGCAGGCUGCGGACUCCGGCCCUCCUCGCCGGCCGCGGUCCUUUCUCGGCGCCCAGCUCUUCUGACCUACCCGGCCGCAGUAUGACAGAUCAGGCCUUUGUGACGCUGACUACAAAUGAUGCCUAUGCCAAAGGUGCACUGGUCCUAGGCUCAUCUUUGAAACAGCAAAGGACUACCAGAAGGAUGGUUGUACUCACCACCCCACAGGUCUCAGAGUCCAUGAGAAAAGUUUUAGAGACUAUCUUUGAUGAAGUCAUCAUGGUAGAUGUCUUAGACAGUGGCGAUUCUGCUCAUCUAACUUUAAUGAAGAGGCCUGAGUUGGGCAUCACAUUGACGAAACUCCACUGCUGGUCACUUAUUCAGUAUUCCAAAUGUGUGUUCAUGGAUGCAGAUACUCUGGUCCUCUCAAAUAUUGAUGAUCUUUUUGAAAGAGAAGAAUUGUCAGCAGCACCAGAUCCAGGGUGGCCUGACUGCUUCAAUUCUGGAGUCUUUGUCUAUCAACCCUCAAUUGAAACAUAUAAACAGCUGUUGCACCUUGCUUCUGAGCAAGGUAGUUUUGAUGGUGGGGACCAGGGUCUACUAAAUACAUAUUUUAGUGGCUGGGCAACAACAGAUAUCAGGAAACACCUGCCAUUUGUGUAUAACCUGAGCAGCAUUUCAAUAUACUCCUACCUCCCGGCGUUUAAAGUGUUUGGUGGAAAUGCCAAAGUUGUGCACUUCUUGGGACGAAUCAAGCCAUGGAAUUACAAUUACAGUCCCCAAACAAAAAGUGUCCAAUGUGAAUGUCAAGACCCAACUGUGAGUCAUCCAGAAUUUCUGAACCUGUGGUGGGACAUCUUCACCACCAGUGUUUUACCCCUGCUCCAACACUAUGGCCUUGUCAAAGAUACCUGCUCCUAUCUAAUGAUGCUUUCAGACUUGGUCUAUACACUGGCUUUCUCUUGUGGCUUCUGUAGAAAGGAACAUGUUUCAGGAGCUUUGUCACACCUGUCCAUUGGGGAGGCCCCAGCUACACCACAGCCUUCUAUGUCCUCAGAAGAAAGGAAGGAGCGGUGGGAACAGGGCCAGGCUGAUUACAUGGGAGCAGAUUCUUUUGAAAACAUCAAGAAAAAACUUGACACUUAUCUACAAUAGAAGCACUGCCAUUUCCCUGUGGACACAUCCACGCCUUAGGCAUAUUUCUGAUACUUAGUAUGUGAAGCUGUUUGAAAAGUCUGUUACAGUUGUUAGAGGCUUUCACUAAACCUCAUCAGAUGAGGGUUUGGCCAGAACAAAAGGUGAGAACUAGUCAGACAUUAUAAAUUAGCAAUUCUGUUAUAUGGAUAAGUGCUCUGUUUAACCCUAAACUUUUUCAGAAACUCUUAAUUUUUCAAUUGCCAACAUGUGUGGUAAAGGAAAGCCAACAUUAAGCUACUGAGAUGGUUCCCUCAAGUGGUGCAGAACUUGACUCUCCAUCUAUCUCACUUUAAAAUAAGAUAUGACAUUGUCCCAUAUUUGUUUGUUGUACCCUUCGCUGGACUUGCAAUUUAGAAUUGCCCAAAGACUGUCAGAGAGUUAAUUCCAUUUCCAGGCUAGCAGCCUUAAUUAACACUGUUAGGUGACUCAUAAGCCUACCAGCUAGUGUUAGUUCACCAGUUUUCUAUGCACCAUGAAGGCAGCAUGCAGACUUACUUUUUUUUUUUUUUUUUUUUUAGUUCUGUCUACUUGAAAAUUGCAGUGUGCUCUGAUGGUUACCUGUGGUAGCACCGUAUGUAACAAAUAAAGACUUAUUGACAUAU
Messenger RNA from Onychomys torridus (southern grasshopper mouse), 1928 nucleotides. RefSeq names its product glycogenin 1 (gene Gyg1). Gene Ontology annotation, cellular component: cytoplasm. The transcript has 8 exons. NCBI's taxonomy places the organism in Eukaryota, Metazoa, Chordata, Mammalia, Rodentia, Cricetidae. The coding region runs from base 100 to 1284 and encodes 394 amino acids. The record is from RefSeq and is a predicted model, not a curated record. Gene Ontology annotation, molecular function: glycosyltransferase activity.